UGCCAGCAAGGAUGAGCAUUUAUUUUUUGGUGAAACAAGGGUUUAAAAAACUAUAAAUAAACAGUUUUAAUAAAAAUAUUUUCUCAAACAAAAAGAAACAAAAUUUUGUUGUAAUAAAUUCUCUAUGCAUGUGUUUGUGUGAGUGUGUUUAAGUGAAAAAAAGAGAGAAAGAAAAACAACAAAAAUUAAAACAACAUGUCGGCAGUCGGCAUUAAAAUAGCAACAACAACAGCAACCCCAAAUCCACACACGGCAGCUGCAACUGUCGUCGACGUCGAUGUUAAUGAUGUGAGAAUUAAAACAACAACGUCUACUAAUGAAACAGACUGCGCGCUAUUUGUCAAAACUGGCGAAGAAAAAAAUUCUUCAUUUUCUAGUUUGUCUUCAGUGAAAGAACAACAAUCGUCUUCGUUAUCAUCGACUUCCUCUGGAAAUGAGUUGCAACAAAGUAAAGUUCCUUUAGAAAAUUCUCAAAAUAAUCGCCAUCUGCCAGAUGAAGAGAAUGAAGCGGAAAAUUCCCAAACACCAGUAUCAACAUCAUCAAACAGGGACUUGACUCACCUCAAACAGGGUGAUGUUGUGGACAACAACCCAUUGGCACCACAACAAUUAAGUCCCGGUUUAAGUUUACUACAACAAACUGCGGCGGCUUCAUCGCCACCACCACACAGCUAUAGGCAUUCUCGAGCCUAUCGCCAUUUUAAAAAUCCUCCCCAGCCUCACAUGUGUAUACGUACAACGACAGAAGCUGGUGAGGAAUUAUUUAUAAAUGUCUUAAGUUGGACUCGGAUUGUAAUACCUCAGGAACCCAGCGAUCCAAUACCUUUAUAUGGUGGUAUGAGGGUUCCUCCUGGUAGUCCCCGCAGUCCACCUAUAGUUUUUGCUGUUAUGGCAAAUCCUGAAGUUUUAAAAGAUUCUGGCCGCCACAGUAAAGAUCCCGAAGAACGUCGUGCAAUGGUUGAAUUAAUGUGUGAUUUUGUUGAAGCCAUGAAUCCAGGUGUUAAAUUAGUGCGCAAUGCAAUCAUUUUAAAAGAUCGCGAUAUAUCGGGCGAAUUAAAAGAUGUUUGGAAUGCAGUACAGGCUCAAAGAGAUCGUGAACGUGAAGAGCAACUUAUACUGCAACGCCAACAACAUCAGCAACAUUUCCAUAAUAUAACAAAUGCUUCGACAAAUGGUAGUUUAAAUGCAAAUUCUGCCCUAACAAACAACUCCACGAAUACAGGAACAACUACGCAACAAAUGUUUGGAAAAUCUAUGCAAAUUAAUGCUGCUGGCGAAGCAGUGGAUGGUAGUAGUGGAACACCACCUAGAAGUAGAAAAAUUAUACAUGAAGUACAAAAUGAUAAUAACGCAAGCAAUAUAGAUGUAGAAAUGCAAGAGACAGAUAUGACAAAAACAAGCAAUAGCCAGCUGUCGUUAGCAUUGUUGGCCGAGCAUUUGGAUAAUAAAAUGUCUUUAGCGGGAGGAGGAGGAGGAGGAGAGCAUGCAGAGCAAACACAACAGCAGCAAAACAACCAAAAUUCUAUAACAAAUGAUGCCUUAAGUAAUGGAAACAACAGUAAAGAGUCCUUAAUACAGGAUAGGGGUAAUAAUAAAAUUGACUUAAAUAAUCAAAUGAAUAAUAUCAACAGUAAUAAAGAUCUUAAGACACAAACGGCAACAUUAACAAAUGGCUCUGCCACCAAUUGUAAUGAUAUAGAAGUAACAAAAACUAUUAUUGCUACAAGUACCCCAACAAAUAAUACUUCAACCAUUCCCGCCCAAAAUCCAAACACCUGCAUUACACCACCUACUACCACCACUACUCCUCCGGCUCAAACACAACAACAACAGGUGCCUACUAAAAAAGAAAAACUAGGAGGUUUCUUGCCAAAUGGUUGUAUAUUCCCACGUUUCACUAAAAACAAUAAACACAAAGAUAAGGACAAGGAGAAGGAAACCAAAACAAAAGAUAAAGAGAAAAAUGUUUUAUUGAGUGCUUUAAAAAAAUCCAAGGAUAAAAAAUCAAAUGCUGCAGCAGCUACUGCAGCAAAUCAGGAUGACAAAAAUACCUCGUCUAAUAGUAACAAUACAACUGCCGCCUCCACCAAUUGUAAUCCAACAAAUAAUAAACAACAACAACAACAAAAAAACUGCCUCCAACAAUUGGAAAGUGGUGUACAAAAAUUGGACUUAAAUAAUCAUCAUUUACAUCAACAUCAAACUCAUCAAAAUAUGGCUGAUAAUAAUGUGAACAAUACCAGUGCCACAACAAAUAAAACUAAUGCAACAACAACAACAACAACUAGUAGCUCUAGCGGUGUGGGUGUUCAUUAGUUUACAACAUUUUAAUAUGUUAUGGUUAAAAGCAGCAGAAGCAGCAAUAACAUCAAAGCGUUCUUAGAAGGUAAAAUUUUAUUUUAGUAUUUUUAGACCGACCGACAGCCCUGGGCAACUAUUGUUAUUUUCAAUUUAGGUCUGUUGUGAGCUGGUUAAGAAAUCUUAAAGAAUUUAUGGUGUUUAUUAAAAAAUUUACUUUUUUAGAAAGCAUUUUUUAACUGCAUUUUUAUGAAGAAGUUUUAAGUUUUAAAGGAAAAUUUGCUUUGUAAAAGGGACUUUUUUAAAAGUGUACUUUUUUGCAAAGUACUUUUUUUACUUUAAUCUUUAAUAAGACUUUGUUGUAAUUUUUAUAUUUUUUAAUUUUUAAAUUUAUAAAAAAUCUCCGAAAAUUCUUUAAGAUUUCUUUAAAAACGUAUAAAGUAUUGUAUGUAUAACUGUGUAAUAUUGUACUAUAUAAUCUAAAAAGGAAAACAAAAACACAUUUAAUCAAGCAAACAACUCACACAUUUACAUUUAAACAUUUAUUUAUAUUUAUACGUAUAGAAACUAUAAAAAAACUAACAAUUAUUUUAAGGUACAAAACACAAAACACUCACAGUUUUUUUUACAUCUUUAGAUGUAUUAAAAAAAAGUAAGAAACUUAUCUCUUUAAGAUACAAAUUUACUUAUAAAGUCAAUUUCCUUUUUUUUUAUAUAUACUCACAUGUUUUGAAAGAAAACAACAGCAAACAAAUCCAACAAAAACAAUAUAAAUGAUAAGACUUAAAAUACAUAAAUUUUUCACAUCCUUUAGAAUAAAAAAGGUUAAACAGUAAUGGAAGAAUGCAAUUUCUUUAAAAUUUUUAAUUACUGUGUAGCCUCAUAGAAAUCUCUCUCUCUCUCAUUCACUUACACUCAAUAACAAUUUUUUAAAUAUAUUAAAAAAAAAAAAAACGAAAAACAAAAAUAGUUUGAUAAUAGUUAAAGAACAAAAAAACACACAGAGGUGCCAUUACAAAAACAAUUUAUAAGAAUGCAUAUUUAAACAAUAAUUACUAACAAAUAAUACUUCCAAAAUUUAACUUUUGUUUUGAGUAAUUUAUGAUUGUAUAGCAGUAAUUGUCAGUGAUUGUUAGAAAGGAAAAUUUACACUAUUAUAUGGACUAGUCAAUUACUACUCUAUCCGCUAGUCUCUUCUAAUAUAAUUAGUUUAUUGACUAAUCUAAUGACUAGUCUAUAGACUAUUCUGUUUAUUAGUAUAUUGACUAGUCUAUGGACUUGUUUAUUGACCAAUCUAUGGAGUAGUUUAUUGACCAUUCUAUGAACUAUGCACUAGUUUAUUGAAUGCCUUAUGGACUAGUUGAUUGAUUAGUUUACUAUUCCGCUUACUAGUGUAUUGACUAGUAAGCAGACUAGUUUAUGGGCUAGUUCAUUGACCAGUUUAUGAAUUAGUCUAUGGACAAGUUUAUUGACCGGUCUAUGAACUAUUCUUUGCAUUGGUUUAUUGACUGACUUAUUGACUAGUUGAUUGAUUAUUUUAUGGACUAGCCGAUUGACUAUUCAAUGAACUUGCCUAUUUACAACUCUAUUAAUUAGUCCUUUAACUUUUUGACUGAUUAGUCUAUUGUCGAGUUUAUUAAGUACUCUAUGCACUAGUCUAUGAACUAUUCUAUAGACUAUUCUUUGGACGAGUCUAUUGGCAAGUUUAGAACUAGGUUAUUGACAAGUAGAUUGACAAUUCUAUGGACUAGCCUAUUAAGAUGCCAAUUACUAGACUUUUAUCAAGUCUAUGAAUAAGUAUAUAGAGUACUAAUUGCACUGGUCUAUAAUCUAUUCUGUGAAGUCUAUUGAGUAAUCUAUGCACAAAUCUAUUGACUAGUUGAUUGUGUAUUUUAUGUACUAGUCUGUUGACUAGAUGGUUGAAUACUCAUGGAUUAGGCUGUAGACAAGUUUAGGACUAGGCUAUUGAUAAGUCUAUUGUCUUGUUUAUUGAGUACUCUAUACAUCAAUCUAUUGAAUAUCCCAGAGACUAGUCUAUGUACUAGUUGAUUGACUAUUCUUUGCACUACUCCAUUGACUAUGUAUUUGACUAUUCUAUGGACAAAUCGAUUGUCUUGUUCUAUUGACUGGUGCAUUGACUAUUCUGCAGAAUAGUGUAUUGGCAAGUCUAUGGAUUAGUUUAUUCAUAAAUCAAUAGACUAGUCUGUGGACUAGUUUACUUACUAUUCUAUAGACUAGUUCUAUUGAGUAGUUUUUGAACAAAUCAAUAGAAUAAUGUUAUGACUACUUAAUAUAACGUGCUGGUAGUGCGCUAUUUGUUGAAAAGUACAACAAAAAAGUUCAAUAGUACUGAAUUUUCCAUUUCUAACUGAAACACAUGGCCGUUACUGUAAUAGAAUAUACGAUUUAAAAAUUGUCAUUAUUUUUAAUAGUCAGUUUUCAUCUACAAAUUUAACCAGAGCAGAACAGACUAUUUAAGUAAUAACAAUUUUAAAUCUUCUUUUUUAAACUCUUAAUUUUUGGUCGUAAAACUGCAAUAACAACAAGUCUGAAUAUAGAAAGAACUUUCUUAAGUUGUUCCUUUUAUUGAAAUGAAAAGGUUCCGUAAUUGUAACAAAAGUUUAAUUAAAAAAAAUUUUCAAGUUCUACGAAAUUUGAAAAAAAGUCGAAAACCACAAAUCUAUACUUUUCUAUUGGAUUGAAUUGCCCCGAUAUCGCCAUAUUUGAGACGUUUUAGCUACACGAAAUCACCUUUACUUUUAAAUUUCUUAAGUUCUAACUAUUGGCUCCAGAAUGAAAAUUUAACGUCUGUUAUAUCUUGUAUUAACCUAAAGUUUGAACGAACUAUAAAAGUAUUAAAAUCGAGCUCUCAUCUCAAUUCUUUCGAAAAGUAUACUCUGGUCACUGGGUUAAACAUUUGUUGGUCUGUGUAAUAUAAGAAUUAGGGUAUGUUUUCCACAAAGGUUUUUGCACAUAAAUAAGAUAUGAAAAUGUCAAUUGUUUACUGUAUACAUCCUAGGUAAUCUAGCAUUAAGUUAGUGCUACUUUAUAAAGGACACUUGAGCUAGUCUUAACUAUAAAUUGCAAGUCUAAGGUAGUAUCAGCUAACCGUAUUCGAUUGCGUCCAGCAUAAUCCCCCCUAUUCUGCAUUUCGAUUACAUUUACGCAACGAUCGACAAAAAGGUAUUCCAACAAAAAACUGAAUCGUAAGAAAAAGAAGAAGCAAUUCCAUUUCGUUUCAAUGCUUUACGAAUGUGUGUAUUCUGCGUUACGAUCGUACCUACGUUUUUGUAAGUUGUUGUUUAUGUGGCGGAGAGUCGAAUUGAAAUGCAGAAUACCAAAGUUGCCAAAGAGAGGAAAUUUCGAUUCGAAUUGAAAUGCAGAAUAGGGGCGAAUAAUAAGGGUUUUGAUUCCAUAAUAAACUACAAUAUAUCAGGAAAAUACUUUCUAUACUGUUACUGUUUAAUAUUUACGAUAAAUUGAUUCUUAAUAACAAAUCGUGUUUUAAUAGAAUCCAUUCAUUACCGAAAUUUUAAAACGACCAAAAAUACAUUGAAAAUUGUAUGUUAUCGAUAAAGAAUCGUAUUCCUGAUUAGAUUUCAUUACCCCAAUGUAUAAUUUUUUUUAUAAUUUGACAACCCCGAAUAUUUUCAAUUUUUCUAUAUCGUUUUUGUUAAAUAUUUACGUUAAAUUGAUACUUAUCAACAAUAAUCCAGAUUUUGUUUUUAAUUUGCAACUAAAGAUUUUAAGCCACAAAAUUAGCUUGUUACAGAAGACAUGAACCAAAACUGCACAAAUUACUUUUGUUAAUGAGAAUUUUAUACAAAUUCUAAUAUCCAUUAUCCUUGAUUAGCAUACAAUUUAACCUAUAAAUAACUUUUGUUUGCAACAGUUUUUAUUAGACAUUCUUUAUUAAGAGCUUUAAACAGUUCUUUAAUAAUUCCUUUUUGUCUAAAAACUUAAGAAAAUCAAAGCUUUAUUCGAAAACUUCCUUGUUACUGUUUUCAAUAAAGCUUUUCUUUAAAAAUUUUAUAAUUAAAAUCAAUUAUCCUUGUUAUAUAUAAACCUUUAAAAAAAGGGUUCAUUAAAAAUACAUAUUUCUUUAGACUUUUACAUUGAAAUGUAAACUAAAUAAUCCUUUACAAUUAUGUUCAUCUGAAAAGAAGAAACACCUAUUCCAAACUUUAAAAGGAAUAUUGUCUGAUGUUUAUCCUUGUUCCCUUAUUUUUACUAAGUUUCUU
Molecule: messenger RNA, 6539 nt
Organism: Lucilia sericata (common green bottle fly)
Lineage: Eukaryota; Metazoa; Arthropoda; Insecta; Diptera; Calliphoridae
Exons: 4
Coding region: 196-2316 (706 amino acids)
Cellular component (GO): cytoplasm
Source: RefSeq, a predicted model, not a curated record